AUGAAGAAGGUUAAUUCUGAUAUCAAUCUUUUCACCAAAAAUAUGUCCACACCCAACAGCCUCCAUCAUUUAUAUGAUACAUGGCUUCUCAAGUUUGACCAAGCCGAGCCACCCCUUCACCUGCAUUUCCACAUGAAUGUGAUGGCCAUUGGCAAUGUUGCUGACCAGAACAACUUCUUGGACCAAACUAACUGGCCUUUCAAAAUUACCAUUGGUGGAAGCAACUACACUCUCUUUGCUCGUGGUUACUGGGCAAAUUCACACUACUGGGCCAAAGUUCUGCGGACUUUGGGAGGCGUCACUGGGAUCUGGUUGCAUAAUGAUAUGGAAAACAAUGGCUAUGCUUGCUUAAUCAGCAGUUUCCCAAGCUCACUUGCUGGCCCUGACCCUUCAACAAGCUGGGUCAUCUAUUCCCAAACUUGGACCACCCUGGAACAAGACUAUGUUGAUAAAGCAAUCCAAAGGAUUUCCAACAGUAACCCUGAUCAACCUGGACACUUACCCUUCCAGAGCUGGAAAAACAUCCUCUCAAGCGCUUCUGAUUCUGGUACACCUCUAGCCAUUCCUCCGUCCAAAAAGCCACCCAUCCCAGAUGGAGAAUUUGUUCAAGAGGACCAAAAAUCCUUGUCGCCGCCAAGAUUCAAGAAACUAGUGGCUGCAACAAAAUCACUAGGACCAGCUGAACCAAAGAAAAAAGGGCCAUGGAAACCCAAGAAAGUCGGUACCACAAAACCCAAUACAGUCAAGAUACCUGCCGAGAUACCUGCCGAGAUACCUACCGAGAUACCUUCCAAGAUGCCUGCCAAAAUAAUUGCCGAGAUGCCUGCCGAAAUACCUGCUGAGAUGCCUGCCGCAAAUGUUGAGAGACCCUCUCAGACCGCUGAGAAGCCAAAACUGACAUUCCGAUUGCGGCUCAUCCCACCUACUCAACCUCCGGCCCAAAAUUCAGCCAAUGGGCAAAUAACCCUGACUGACCCCUCUGGCGUACAGGAGGUUGCCAACAAUGGGAAUCAGAAGAUACGUAGAUCCACUAGAGCAAAGAAAUCAACUCAGUAG
Messenger RNA from Puccinia graminis f. sp. tritici CRL 75-36-700-3, 1056 nucleotides. RefSeq lists its product as uncharacterized. Lineage: Eukaryota; Fungi; Basidiomycota; Pucciniomycetes; Pucciniales; Pucciniaceae. The record is from RefSeq and is a predicted model, not a curated record. The transcript is spliced from 2 exons. Bases 1 to 1056 code for a protein of 351 amino acids.